This is a messenger RNA of Amphiprion ocellaris (clown anemonefish), 4792 nucleotides long. Its product is annotated as frizzled-7-A-like. Gene Ontology annotation, molecular function: Wnt-protein binding; Wnt receptor activity. Bases 477 to 2183 code for a protein of 568 amino acids. Gene Ontology annotation, cellular component: plasma membrane. Lineage: Eukaryota; Metazoa; Chordata; Actinopteri; Pomacentridae. The transcript has a single exon. The record is from RefSeq and is a predicted model, not a curated record. Gene Ontology annotation, biological process: non-canonical Wnt signaling pathway; canonical Wnt signaling pathway.
UCGGAGUGAGGAGAGCGAGCCUCCGGACUCCCAGCCGCCCAGCAUGUGAACCGACGCUCGGCGUGAAGCAAAGUCGAAAACCGUGGAAAUAAGAACCUCUGGCGUUCUCAGUGCUCGUUGUUGUGCGCCAAAGUAGCAACGCUCAAGUGUUGAAGACGCUGGAAGAAUUUCGAGCUGCAUUUUUCCCAAGAAAACGGGACUUUUAAGUGGUAUUUCCAGCGGCUCGGGAGUGAGAGUGGACUGCUUGGAGUCACUUACAAAGAGCAUUAAGAAGUCAUGACACGACGAACGUUUCUCUUGGAUUUAUCUUCAUAAAAGACGAGAGAAAAGUCGACUAAAGCCGUUUUAACUUCAAUUACUCGGACUGCAAGCUAAGUAUCGGGACAAUUACUGCACAUUUUCUCGUGUUUUCAGUCGUUUUUAAGUUGCCCUACUUGGAUCAAAGUUUUUCCUUCCCUCCCCCCUCCUCCUCAACUAUGGCGGCGGCCAGGUUCACCACUGGCUCCGUGUUGCUGCGGAUCAUGUGGCUGCUGUGCGGGCUGUCUUUCUCACCCGCUUCUGCUCAGCAUUACAACAGUGAAAGCGGGAUAUCUGUCCCAGAACACGGCUUUUGCCAGCCCAUCUCCAUCCCGCUCUGCACCGACAUCGCCUACAACCAGACCAUCAUGCCGAACCUCCUGGGCCACACGAACCAGGAGGACGCCGGGCUGGAGGUGCACCAGUUCUACCCGCUGGUGAAGGUCCAGUGCUCCGCGGAUCUCAAGUUCUUCCUGUGCUCCAUGUACGCGCCGGUCUGUACCGUGCUGGAGCAGGCCAUCCCCCCAUGUCGGUCCCUGUGCGAGCGGGCACGGCAGGGAUGUGAAGCCCUGAUGAAUAAAUUCGGCUUCCAGUGGCCGGAGCGGCUCCGCUGCGAGGCUUUCCCCGUCCACGGAGCCGGCGAGAUCUGCGUGGGCCAGAACACAUCCGAACCAGGCAGCCCAUCCUCCUCUUCGUCUCCCUAUGCGCCCGAACCUGUGACCCUUCCCCCCAGCAUUGUCAGGCCGAACCCACACCCGCCCCAACACAACCAGUACCACCAAUUCUCCUGCCCGCUGCAGCUGGAGGUGCCCACCUAUCUGGGUUACAGAUUCAUGGGAGUCAAAGACUGCGGGGCCCCUUGUGAGCCCACAAAGCCCACCGGGAUCAUGUACUUCAGGGAGGAUGAGGUGAAAUUCGGCCGGCUGUGGGUUGGCAUCUGGUCCAUCCUGUGCUGUGUGAGCACAUUAUUCACGGUGCUCACCUACUUAGUGGAUAUGCGGCGGUUCAGAUACCCGGAGCGGCCCAUCAUCUUCCUGUCAGGCUGCUAUUUUAUGGUGGCUGUAGCCUACGCAGCGGGCUUUUUCCUGGAGGACAAAGUGGUUUGCGUGGAUAAAUUCAAGGUGGACGGCUACAGGACUGUAGCUCAGGGCACCAAGAAGGAGGGCUGCACCAUCCUCUUCAUGGUGCUCUACUUUUUUGGUAUGGCCAGCUCCAUCUGGUGGGUGAUUUUGUCCCUGACUUGGUUCCUCUCUGCCGGGAUGAAGUGGGGUCAUGAGGCGAUCGAAGCCAACUCUCAGUACUUCCACCUGGCUGCAUGGGCUGUCCCGGCCAUCAAAACCAUCACCAUCCUCGCCAUGGGCCAGGUGGACGGAGACGUCCUGACCGGGGUGUGUUUCGUCGGGAUCUUCAACGUGGACGCGCUCCGCGGCUUCGUCCUGGCCCCGCUGUUUGUCUACCUGUUCAUCGGUACGUCCUUCCUCCUGGCCGGCUUCGUGUCCCUGUUCCGGAUCCGCACCAUCAUGAAGCACGACGGCACCAAGACGGAGAAGCUGGAGAAGCUGAUGGUUCGGAUCGGCGUGUUCAGUGUGCUCUACACGGUACCGGCCACCAUCGUGAUCGCCUGCUACUUCUACGAGCAGGCCUUCAGGGAGCACUGGGAGCGGACCUGGCACAUGCAGACCUGCAAGCGCUUCGCCGUCCCCUGCCCGGUCCACAACUUCGCCCCCAUGACCCCGGACUUCACCGUGUUCAUGAUCAAAUACCUGAUGACCAUGAUCGUCGGGAUUACCUCCGGGUUCUGGGUCUGGUCCGGGAAGACUCUUCAGUCAUGGCGGAGGUUCUACAAGCGCCUUAGCAACGGUAACCAUGGAGAGACAACGGUGUGAAGUUUGGAGGAUUAAAAGGCACAGCGAGUUUUGGAUACAGCAACCUGAAAAUGAGGUCAAAUAGCUUUCAUUUUAGUACUUUCGGAUGUAUUUUUGGAUUGGAUUUUUUUGUGUGUUUCCAGGUUGUGGCAGCAGUUCGGGCUUUUAGACAAACUUUUAUCUAUAUUCCAUAAAAUUUGGAUAAAUUUUCACUAUAUUUCUUUUUUUCCCCUUUUUUUGUCAUCAAUCCUGGCUUUUGCAUCUUUGGAUUACAAACUGGUGUAAAUGGCCAUACUGGUCCCUGGACUGUGAUGCCAGACUGGUGAAAUUACUUCUUAAUAUGAAACUCUCUGCAUAUUAUCAAUUAUAUCCUUUAUAUUACAAUUUGAAUGUACUUGCUGUCUACUCUUUUGAGAGUUUGUCAGUGGAAAACAUAACAGCAAAGACUGAUGUGUCAAACAGAGUGGGCUUCUGUCCACAAUGCAGCAAAAAAGGUCAAAGGUUGGAUCCCUGCAACAGCCACACCCUCUGACUGAAUUCAUUGAUUAAGGGUACCUGGAUUACACAUUAGUUACUCUGCUUUUAGAUAAAGACUGAAAAGCUUUAAUACACGUGUUAGAUUUUGCAGAGUACAAUCUUGUCUGUUUCAUUAGGAGGAAUAAUUCAUCAACUCCGCCAUUGUGUGCCGAGUGGCUACCCAGAAAGCAAAACUAUUUCAUUUUUGCAGUUAUUUUUAAACUUCUCUUUUUAAAAAAAUAUUUCACUGAUGAAUAUUUUCUCAUGUAUUGAAUGUUCCCUCCGAAGUUGAAUGAAGUUACGUAUUGGUUUGCACAGUUAUCCUAAGUGUUUAAAAUGACUGAUACACGGCAGAUUGAUCUGGAUCUAACAUUUACAGAGACCACACACACACACACACACACACACACACACACACACACACACACACACACACACACACACACACACACACACACACACACACACACACAACCUCCACUUCUCUGUAAUUGAGACACAACAGCUCAUUGUUUGUCUCCGUGUGUGGUCUCUCAACUGUUGGAUUCCCCAUCAAAAAGACUUUUUAAGCUUUUAAGAAACCCAAAGCACCAUUUCAGUGAUCCAGAUUUAAUCCACAGGAGUGCAAAUGGUUGCUCUGGAUUUUUAAAGUCAUUUUAUCCCGGAUACAGAUGACUCUUUACAUCGUCGCAUAUAUUCUGCUCAAUGUUACUCAAUUUGCCUUACUCCCUAUUAAUUUCACUUGAAGUGUUAGUAGUUUUCACAAGCAGACUGAACAUGUUUAACUUUUUUUGCUUUAAUUAUUGUUUGAGUGUGUGGGCUGCCCUACGCAAGUUUGCAAACCACAGUGAAGCUGCAUGUGUGCUCUCUGCUUCUGGAGACAGGAUUCUUUGAUGUUCUAGUUUGGGAAAUGACAGGACAGAGGUCAAGGGUCACAACCAUGUGGGAAUAUUUUUAUGUGGAGAGUGCAGUGUAGACAGACUGUGCAGUGUUCAGCAACCAUUGAGUGUUGUAUCCUGGACAGAACCACCUCAGUAUAGCAAGUUAUAACAACAAAAUGCCAGGUCAUAGAAAUAUAUAUAUUUUAAGUACAUUUUAUUAUGGCAAAGGAGAACCAGCUAACUAUGUGCUUUUAUAAUUGAAAUAACACAAUUCCAGGGUUGGGGAUGUUCAUUUACGUUCUGAAGUGGUUUUGAAAAUUUUGUAGAAACAUUUUGAAGUCAAGCGAGAGAACAAUAAAUUUAGAAUUAUAAUAGUGCCAAAUACAUCAUUGAUGACAACAGCGUUAAUAGUGUUUUAGCCCCAGUGGUAAGCCAGUGUUGCUUGCAGCUCACUGAUUGUUUGAACUGAAUUAGGAAGUCACAGUUCACGUCUCAGACUAAAUAAUGGAAUCAGUUGCAGGUCCUGUGGGGAAACAAAAACAUGUUUUUAUUCUGACUGUGUCAGCUGCGAGGCAGCACAUGAUUGCCAGAAGGUUUUGUUUUUUGUCAUAUAGCACAUUUUCUCUGCAUACAUCACAUAGUAAUAAUGAAUGGGAACACUGCAGCAGUGAGGGACAGCUCACAACAUAAUGACCUUAUAGACUUGGCAUUCUAGUUAUUUUAGUUGCUGGAGCUGUUUCUCAAAUCCACAUAAGAUUAAUACUAAACAUGUGUACUUUAUACCAAUCUUCAUAGUAUAUUUUAAAGCAGUUUGUAUAUAAAACAAUUCAAAUUUCCCAUGUGAAUGUACUACAUACCUCAAACGCUGGUUAGAACUUGUUUGUAGGACUGAGUUAGGAAACAGUUCAACACUAAACACCUACACUCAUCCAUUACAGUUUUACCUAACAGGGCACAGUAGCUCAGUGUUACUACCUUCAGACAGCUUAUCUGCCAGUGUCAAUGGUACCAGACUGACUUGUUUGUGUUGUACUCUUUUCAGAAGGACUAUGAGGGUUUGUGUGUGUAUUUGUAUCAGAAGAUAUGCAAACCACCAAGUAAACACAAACUCUGAUUUCUAUUGUAUUUAUGGGGGAUACUCAUUUUUUUGUCUUUUGUACUUGUCUUUUUAUUUUUUAAUGAGAUAAGCCUGUUCUAUGUGUACAGUUUGAAUAAAAGUGUUAAAGUUUGUAA